Apodemus sylvaticus (European woodmouse) is the source of this 1854-nucleotide messenger RNA. Its product is annotated as zinc finger protein 431-like. Gene Ontology annotation, biological process: regulation of DNA-templated transcription. The record is from RefSeq and is a predicted model, not a curated record. The transcript has 8 exons. Bases 1 to 1854 code for a protein of 617 amino acids. NCBI's taxonomy places the organism in Eukaryota, Metazoa, Chordata, Mammalia, Rodentia, Muridae. Gene Ontology annotation, molecular function: DNA-binding transcription factor activity, RNA polymerase II-specific; RNA polymerase II cis-regulatory region sequence-specific DNA binding.
AUGUUUCUAUGCACCGGUGGUUCUGAAUGCUGCUGUUGUGCCCCCUUCAGUUGCUUCUUCGUUGAAUUGGUGCCUGAGUGUCUUAUGUUGUGUAUUCCACGAAGGCCUACGCCUGAUACUCAGUACCGUAGCAGCUCUGGCGCUAUCAAAUGGAGGUCCCACCGAAAUCGGGAAAGAGAAGAGCACCUGACGGGAUCGUUCCAAGAAAAGCCGGCUGGCAAAAGGAAGAGGAACAAUGCCUUGACUUAUAAGGACGUGCAUGUGAACUUCACUCAGGAAGAGUGGGCUCUGCUGGAUCCUUCUCAGAAGAAGCUCUAUAAAGAUGUCAUGCUGGAAACCUACAGGAACCUCAAUGCUAUAGGCUUUAAUUUGGAAGACCAAAAUACUGAAGAACAUUGGCAAAAAUCUAGAAGAUAUGGAAGGCAUGAAAGAAGUCAGAGUGCAGAGAAACCCUCUGAAUACACUCAAUGUGGUAAAGCCUCUGCUUUACAUGCUGACAGUCAUGCUCAGAGGCAUGAAAGGAUUCAUACAGAAAAGAAACCCCAUGGAGUUAUUCAAUAUGUUGAAGCCUAUGCACAUUACUCAAGUCUCCAAAUUUGUAAAAGAGCACAAACUGGAAAGACACUCUAUGAAGGGAAUCAAUGUGGUAAAGCACUUGUAGAGCACAAUAAUCUUAACAGGCAUGGAAAACUUCAUACUGGAGAGAAACCCUAUGAAUGUAAUCAAUGUGGUAAAGCAUUUGUACAGCACAAUCAUCUUAAAAGGCAUGAAAGAAUUCAUACUGGAGAGAAACCCUAUGAAUGUAAUCAAUGUGAUAAAGCAUUUGUACAGCAUAGUCAUCUUAAAAGGCAUGAAACAAUUCAUACUGGAGAGAAACCCUAUGAAUGUAAUCAAUGUGAUAAAGCAUUUGUACAGCAUAGUCAUCUUAAAAGGCAUGAAACAAUUCAUACUGGGAAGAAACCCUAUGAAUGUAAUGAAUGUGGUAAAGCAUUUGCACAGCACAGUCAUCUCCUACAACAUAAAAGAACACAUACUAGAGAGAAAGACUUUGAAUGUAAUCAGUGUGAUAAAUCCUUUUCACAGUGUAGUCAUCUUAAAAUGCAUGGAAGAAUUCAUACUGGACAGAAACCCUAUAAAUGUAAUCAAUGUGAUAAAGCCUUUGUAAAUCGCAGUCAUCUGAAAAGGCACCGAAAAAUUCAUCUUGGAGAGCAACCCUACAAAUGUGAUCAAUGUGAUAAAGCCUUUUCACAGCAUCAUAGUCUCCAAAUACAUAAAAGAAUACAUACUGGAGAGAAACCCUUCAAAUGUAAUGAAUGUGAUAAAGCCUUUUCACAAAACAGUGAUCUCAAAAAACAUAACAGAACACAUACAGGAGAAAAACCCUACAAAUGUAAUCAGUGUGACAAAGCCUUUUCCCAACAUUUUAAUCUUCAGAGGCAUAAAAGAAUACAUACUGGAGAGAAACCCUUCAAAUGUAACGAAUGUGAUAAAGCCUUUUCUCAAAACAGUGAUCUCAAAAAUCAUAAAAGAACACAUACAGGAGAAAAACCCUACAAAUGUGAGAAAUGUAAGAAAGCUUUUUCACGACACUACAAUCUCCGAAUUCAUACACGAAUGCAUACUGGAGAGAAACCCUAUGAAUGUGAUCAAUGUGGGAAAGCCUAUAAUGCAAUAACUUAUGAGGAUGUGCAUGUGAACUUCACUCAAGAGGAGUGGGCUUUGCUGGAUCCUUCCCAGAAGAAGUUCUACAAAGAUGUCAUGCUGGAGACCUACAGAAACCUCAUCAUUAUAGUGUUGUCUGGAGAAUCUCGGGAGCAGGUGUAUACUAGUUGCAGUGAUCCCGAAAUAGCAUGA